Messenger RNA from Penaeus vannamei (Pacific white shrimp), 906 nucleotides. NCBI's taxonomy places the organism in Eukaryota, Metazoa, Arthropoda, Malacostraca, Decapoda, Penaeidae. The record is from RefSeq and is a predicted model, not a curated record.
AUGUCGAUAGAAAUAAAAAAUGUAACGAAAGAGUACGGUUUGCAGAAGGCGUUAAAUGACGUUUCUUUUACAGUUAACCAAGGGGAGAUUUUAGGUUUUUUAGGACCUAACGGUGCUGGAAAGUCAACUCUGAUGAAAAUUAUUACUUGUUAUAUUCCACCAACUUCUGGAACAGUCAUUGUAGAUGGAUAUGACGUGCUAGAAGACUCCUUAGAGAUAAGAAAAAAAGUAGGGUAUUUACCAGAACAUAACCCUCUGUAUUUAGACAUGUAUGUGAAAGAGUACUUAACUUUUAUUGCAGGUGUCCAUAAAUUAAGUAAAAAGAAGGAUAAGGUGUCUAACGUAAUUGAUUUAGUGGGACUGGGAUUAGAACAAGGAAAGAAAAUAGGUCAGUUGUCUAAAGGUUAUAAGCAAAGGGUAGGAUUGGCACAAGCCUUAAUCCAUGAUCCUAAUGUUCUUAUUUUGGACGAACCAACUAGUGGAUUAGAUCCAAAUCAAUUGGCUGACAUAAGAGAGGUCAUUAAACAAAUUGGAAAAGAAAAGACAGUUAUGUUUUCGUCUCAUAUUAUGCAAGAAGUAGAGGCUAUUUGUGAUCGGAUAGUGAUUAUAAAUAGAGGAAAUUUAUUGGUUGAUAAAGAUGCAAGUCAAAUAAUGAAAUCCAACUCGAGCCAACAAAUUGUAAAAGUCGAAUUUGAUAAACCGGUUUCUAAAUCUGAAUUGAAAGCAAUUUCUGGGGUGAAUAAGGUAGCACAAUUGGGAGGAAAUAAUUGGGAAAUAAUUUCAAAUGAAUCAGAAGAUUUACGUGUUGAAAUUUCGAAAUUUGCUGCGAGUAAAGGAAUGUUGAUUUUGUCUUUGCAAAAAGAGACUCAAAAGCUAGAAAAUAUUUUUAAAGAAUUAACCCAUUAA